This is a messenger RNA of Ascoidea rubescens DSM 1968, 1808 nucleotides long. Its product is annotated as FAD-dependent oxidoreductase. The coding region runs from base 494 to 1618 and encodes 374 amino acids. The record is from RefSeq and is a predicted model, not a curated record. The transcript has a single exon. Gene Ontology annotation, molecular function: D-amino-acid oxidase activity; FAD binding. Lineage: Eukaryota; Fungi; Ascomycota; Saccharomycetes; Ascoideales; Ascoideaceae.
UUGGUGGUAAAUUUCACCUAAGAAAAAACACUUGUUGAAGGCUCUGUCAGACGAAUGGUUCGCACACCAGCGUCAGGGCCCGCAGGUUGAACGCGUCUAAGUGCAGGCUUACGCGUUUGACAGCGUGCAUAGCUCAGUGGGCGAAUCAACGCGCAGCAUCUCACUCAGCAGAAGGCAUAGGCACGCGGGACACGGUGCAAAGUACAGGUGAUUGAGGUGCGGUAACAGACCACUGGGUGAGUUGUCGGAGCGAGUUUUUACCCACACACCAGGGCCUGGAAAGGAGCAACAAGGCCAGGGCUGGGAGGUGGGAAACUGGAGGGAACAAAAUGGUAUAAAUUCGUUGCAAUUUCCAAUUGAUUCGUUGCUCCUCUUUAUCUUUUCUCAGACCAUUGAUUCUAUUGAUUCUAGCGACUCUAAUUCGUUUUAUUCCAGCUUAAUCCUGUCUAUAUUCGCCUAUCCUCUGUCUCCCCAGAUUUUCUUCUAGUUUAAAAUGGCUGUUUGCAAUAAUAAAAAAGUAAUCGUUGUUGGUGCUGGUAUCACUGGUUUAACUACUGCCUAUGAGUUGUCCAAACAGGGCUACAAGGUUUUGAUCAUUGCCAAAAACUUGCCAACCGACGCCAAGUACUCCUACGACUACGCUUCAGCCUUUGCUGGUGCCCACUUCAGACCAAUUCCUUCCUACUCCGACCAAGAUGUGUUUGAAAUGAAAUUGAACAGAGCUACUUUCAAGAAAUUGAAAGAAUUUGCUGCUGAAUUCCCGGAAUCAUCCGUCAAAUUUGUCAAGGGUAUUGACUAUCUCGAAGAACCCUCUUUAGGUUAUGUCACUGGUACCAACAUUGGUUACAAUGCUCAAAACUUGAACGACUUCAAAAUCUUAUCCGAAAAUGUUAUUCCAUUCAACAACAUCAAAUACGGUGCCGAAUACGAAUCCUGGAUUGUUAACGCUCCUCACUUGUUGAAAUUUUUGUUCAACAGAUUAACUGUCUUCUACAACGUCAAGUUCAUCCAAUUGGAUGUCCUCUCGCUCAAACAAGUCUUUGAAGCCUCCAGUUGUUUUGCUGACUUUUCCGACAUAUUAGGUGUAAUCAACGCUACCGGCAGAGGUUUGCAAUACUACGGUGGUUACGAUCCUGAAGUGUUCUUUGUCAGAUCUCAAACUUUGCUUGUGUCCAAGCCAAACUGUCCCAAACCACCAUUAAUCCCAUACUACAACAAGACCCUCACCAUCCAACACUCCGAUGGCAAAUUUGUCUACGUUUUAAAGAGACCAAUUGACGGUGGUUUCAUCAUCGGUGGUACCAAACAAAUCAACGACUUGUGUCCAUUUGAAAGAGCAUCUGAAACCCAAGAAUUGAUCGAAAGCGCCAAACCUUACUUUAAAGAAUUGUUGAGCCCAGAAGGUGAAUUCAACGUCCAAAAAGUCAAUGUUGGUAUCAGAGCCGUUAGAAAAGGUGGUUUGAAAUUAUCAAAAGUCUUGAUCAAAGAGCAAGGCAACAAAUUCUUGAUCGACGCCUACGGUGCAGGUGCUAUGGCCCAUGAAUUGUCUUUCGGUAUCGCUGAAAAGGUCGUUGAAAUGGUCAAUGACAAAUACGAAUACAUUUCUGCCAAAUUAUAAUCAAUCUCAACUCACAAAGCUUAUCCAGUCAAUAAUAGAAACACCGGUAGUCUUUUAGGUUUUUCUUUGAUUGUUUGAGUUUAUCAUUAGGCAUUUUUUAUUUUCAAAACUACCUUUCUCUCUUUCUUUCUCUCUUUCUUUGUAUUCAUUUUUUGUUCUUCCACUUUCAUCUAAAAAUUAUCUCACACGC